Molecule: messenger RNA, 1660 nt
Organism: Saimiri boliviensis boliviensis (Bolivian squirrel monkey)
Lineage: Eukaryota; Metazoa; Chordata; Mammalia; Primates; Cebidae
Source: RefSeq, a predicted model, not a curated record
GAGAGGGCAGGAGGAGGAGAAAGGUGGUCUGCAGUUUCCCCUCCAGUGAAAAGUGACUGUGGCAUGGUCUCUGCUGUCAACAGUUUUUCCCUCACUGCAGGCCCCUCCCAGGCCACAGCUAGAGUGGGCAGAGGUCGUGGUGAGGAGGGACAGCAGCAAGCAGGUGCCUGGGAGUGAGCGGUGGGCAGGGGCCAGAGGCGUGGGGUGUGGCUGCCAUGAGACACAGGCUCCUGACUCAGGGCCUGGCUUGGUUCACCUUUCCGGUUGGAAGUGUUCCAGGCCACGGGCAGGUGUGCCUAGUGGCUCCUCCCCAAGGGAGGACCAGGCUCAGCCACAUCUCUCUGGCCACUCUGAGGCCUCCAUCCACAUAAAAGGAAGCGGGAGAGAAAGAAUCAAAGUGGAAGAGGAAGGAGACAGGGAGAGAGGUGGUGCAGGGCGACCGGGGACAGAGGGCGAGUCCCAGGAGGGGCCUCUCGUGCCCUCCAGUAAUAGCAUCUGGAUGCCUGCUGUGGGACCCUCCAGCACCAGGCACCGACUCACACUCCCUUCAUCCCAGCCUCAGCUCCAAGAGGAAGAGGGGCUCAUCCCUAUGCUACAGCCAAGAACAUUGAGCUCAGGGAAAACAGUCAGGCUGGUCCUUGGCAAAACUUCCAGCUCCACAGCUCUUCCCGAUCAGCCUCCAUCACAGCCCAGCGCCUCCCCACCAGCUCUGGUUCCAAUAAUAACACUGGCUCCUCAAACUUCCAACCCAAGGAACGGUUUCUGCCAAGAAACCGUGCCUUGGGAGCUGACACUACUAGUGAAGCAGAAUUCCAGCGGUUCUCCAGGGGCUGCGCUGUCACAAAGACACUCAAGCUGCCUGUGGCGAGGCCCAUACGGGGAGCAUCUAAAGUCCCAAAAACAGCUGGUACCAACUCGCCAACCAUCUGGGAAGAAGACCCUCCAGCCCCAGUUAAGCUUGCAAAUGGCUGUGGCUCUGGCUGAUGUCUUAACUGCAACCUCUUGAAAGACUCCAAGCCAGAACGUUCCUGAAUUUCUCACUCCCUAAAACUGUGAGAUAUAUUAAAUGUAUAUUGUUGUUUUAAAUUUCUACGUUUUAGAGUGAUUUGUAACAUAGCAAUGGAUAACUAACGUAUGUCCUAUUGCCUUCUGAAACAGUUUUGAAACUGCAUAUAGGUAAAGUCAUAGCUAUAACUAAAUGAAAAGCUAUUAGAACAGGAUUUGAAAGAAGAUAGAGAAAUAAUAAAUAGGGUAGGUAUAGGGAGGAGUCUGGCUGUACUAGAAAGCCUAGCUAAAGACAAAACAUAGCUCUAGGCUCCUUGUAAGCCAGGGCAAAAAUGCAAACUUGAUGGGUCACAUUAAAACUUUUUGUGGUGCUGGUAGUGACUGAAUGAGGAUGUGCAUUUGACAUGUGGACCUUUAGGGAAACAGCAUCACCCCACCUGGUGGGUGGUGCCUUGCAGACACUCGGCCUACUGUAGAUCAGACUGUGUGUGUUUGAAAUGGUAAACACAGCAGUGCAUACGGUUCACUUACAACCAUGCACCUUCUGACAGUUUUCAGGAAUUCCUGGCAUAAACAGAAAAAGAUAUAUACAUAUCAUAUUUUAAAAAUAUAACUUUUUACAUAGGUACUAGGUUUUUUGUUUUUUGUUUUUUUU